Tympanuchus pallidicinctus (lesser prairie-chicken) is the source of this 1563-nucleotide messenger RNA. RefSeq names its product BTB domain containing 19 (gene BTBD19). NCBI's taxonomy places the organism in Eukaryota, Metazoa, Chordata, Aves, Galliformes, Phasianidae. The record is from RefSeq and is a predicted model, not a curated record. The coding region runs from base 383 to 1108 and encodes 241 amino acids. The transcript has 9 exons. Gene Ontology annotation, molecular function: protein binding.
UUUUGCCCCAGAUAUCAUCCCUGAGUGCCACUUCUCCCAGGACUCCCAGGCCUGGGCACCCAUUGAGCACAACAGUGGGGCAGCUGAGCCCCAUGUUGUGCUGGGGAUCCCUCUGCAUCCGUGCCCCAAGUCGGAACAGCUCUGCCUGGAACCCAAGUGGAGUUUUCUCCCUGCACGGUGCCCAGCCCUGCUGGUACGCCCCGGCUGCCCCAUCAAUGCGCCUUUGUCUGCCCCGACUGCAGAUCUAUUUAGGGAAAGUGGAGACGGCCUUUGUGUAUCUAUCUGCUGCUGAAGUGAUGUGACGUUCGUGGUGGGCCGGGAGAAGCAGCAGGUGUUUGCACAUCGCUGUGUGCUGGCGUGCCGCUGCCAGGCGUUCCGGGGGAUGCUGACAAGCAACGAGGAUCCCCUCAGCAGUGUCCCAGCCCAGGGACCCUUCAUCCUGGGCAAUGUGCAGCCAGAAGUCUUCCUAGCCGUCAUUGAGUUCCUCUACACUAACAGCGUCACCCUCAACAGCCAUACUGUGCUAGAGGUGCUGACCUCAUCGGUGGAGUACGGCCUGCAGGACCUUUGCAAGCUCUGUGUGGAGUUCAUUAAGGACACGCUGAGUGUGGAGCAGGUCUGCGAGGCCCUGCAGGCUGCAGUGACCUACGGGCAGGCAGAUCUCCAGAAGCACUGCCUGGCGUUCAUUGAGAGCUACACCAUGGCAGUGGUGCAGACACGGGGCUUCCACGAGCUCUCCGACACGGUGCUGGCACGGGUGCUGCGCAGCGACCACCUGGCUGCAGAUGAGCUGGACCUGGUGCAGGCUGUGCGGGAGUGGGCGCAUGUCAGUUCGGCAGUCCUGGGGCGCCCGGUACCUGAGGUGGCCGCUCUGCCUGUGCAGGAGCUGCGCCUGCCCUUGCUGGCACCCAGCGAGCUGGCAACGCUGGAAAGCCAAAAUCAACGUGACCUGCUCAUCCCAGUCGAUAGCAUCGCAGCAGCCUGGCGGUCCCAUGCACUGCGGUGUGGAAGCGGGGUGCCCCCCCACCUCUGUCGGCCCCGGCACGGCACGCGACCCCGCAACCACCACCGCCACCUGGACCCACACAGCAAAUUAGGGGCAGGAUAGGAGGAUCAUGCCCGUGCGGGGCUCCGGGGCAUCCGAAGGAUGGGAUGGGGGCACAGGAUGAGCCCCCAUUCAACCUUAUCCCAUCCAGGUCCCAUCCUUCUCCGAGGCGGUGCUGCCCUCCGCUGGCAGCAGGACUGUGCUACAGGAGCGCACCAGGGCCCCCGCGUGGCAGAGACGAAGAAGGGCCUCAGCGUGGCAUGAGGCAGCUCCCAGACUCAAGCCCAGCACUGCCUGGGCUGCAAAAUCCCCAUCACCACCCCCAUCCUCUUUGCACAGCCCAUUGCACGCACAGCUGUGUAUAUCUCAUCCACCCCCGGAGUUGUGCCCCCCAGGAGACAGGGUCAGACACAGCGGAUAAUUUAUAUAUAAUAUAUAUAUUUACUCUUUAAAAAUAAACCUUCAGUCCCCACUACCGCCUGUACAAACUACAAAAAUAAACCUUUGCUCUCUUUGAU